Messenger RNA from Sorghum bicolor (sorghum), 519 nucleotides. RefSeq lists its product as uncharacterized. The record is from RefSeq and is a predicted model, not a curated record. The transcript is spliced from 3 exons. The coding region runs from base 1 to 519 and encodes 172 amino acids. NCBI's taxonomy places the organism in Eukaryota, Viridiplantae, Streptophyta, Magnoliopsida, Poales, Poaceae.
AUGAGAGGUUUCACCGUCAAGAUUCCCUCAGAGUUGUUCCACUUGCCCGGUGCCGAUAUUCAGCUGCAUGUGGACUUCCAGGACAUGUACAAUCUAUUGCGGGAAGAAGACCUUAACAUCGUCCAAAUCACCUUAUUCUCUCUGUUGACGGUCACUAUUAGCAACAAAAGGCACCAUCCUAUCCUAUACCUCUCUCCAAUGCAUAUUGCUGAGAGAGUGAUCAAGGGUUUCCAGAUAACGGACCCAGAGUUGACCGUGCGGCAGAGGGAAAAGAAGUACGAAGAAAACAUGAAAGAGGAGAAGAAGAAAUUGUCAAGGUACAUCUUUGAGGUAAUGAAGAAGCUCAACCCGGAUGGGCCGCAUUGUAUUAUGGCUGCCUACCACUUUGGAAAUGACCUAGCCGGCGGCCACUGGGUUGCCUUCCUCGUCUAUCCUCAAGAUGGCCGGGCUGUUAUAUUUGACUCGUUACAGGUACCGAACAGAAAGGGGUACAAGGCCUUCGAAGACUGCUUGAAAUAG